AUGUCGAAAAUGAAGGAAACCUUAUCCAAUUACUCAGUAGCUCGACUUGUCGGUACGGAUUCAUUCCUCCUAGAUCACAAUAUCAACAAGUCGACAAAUGCACCAGCAAAACCAUUUGAAAAUACUGUAAACCAUCAUGUUGGGAAUUAUAACUUCCCUAUAAAUUCAUCUUCAAAAAUGAUACAACCAAUACAACAAGCAUAUUACCCGUUGCAUGCCUUGCAGCAAAGUACAUUUCCUGCGCGGUCACUCUAUCCAUCGUUAUCUAACAAUGAUACUGCAAUGCCAAAUUCGAAUGUGAAUCAACUUGCGUGGAACAUACAUUUGCGACAAGUAGCACUGAACUUGAUGACAUUGCAAAGGCUGCAAGCUGCAAGUAGUGCCGAACGGAUCAUUUCUGAAAAGCAAUCAUACCCAAUACAUAUUACUUCUGCUGUAACUGUAAGCAGUAAAGAACCAAAUGUACAAUCUUGCACGACUUGCAACAAACUAUUCAUUAAUAAAUAUUCAUUGGAACAACAUAUUCUUGAGCAACAUAACCAAUUUUCGAAAAUAUCUGGUCCCGAGAAACAAUUCGAAUGCAAGCAGUGCGGUAAAACUUUCAAGCGUUCUUCAACUUUAAGUACUCAUUUACUUAUUCACAGUGAUACAAGACCGUACCCGUGUGAUUAUUGCGGUAAACGUUUUCAUCAAAAAUCGGAUAUGAAGAAACAUACCUAUAUUCAUACUGGUGAAAAGCCUCACAAAUGCUUGGUAUGUGGUAAGGCAUUCUCUCAGUCCUCUAACUUAAUUACGCAUUCACGUAAGCAUACUGGCUAUAAACCAUUCUCUUGUGAUAUUUGUGGUAGGACAUUUCAACGAAAAGUUGACCGUCGUCGACAUCGUGAAAGUCAUCAUUCUAACGAAAUUUUCAUUCAUCGACCAUUACGAAAUGAUACGAAUAGAAGUACUUCAAAUAAUUAUGCAAAUCAAAUUAAUCAAUCAUCAUUCGUGAACUUAGAUCAUCUUGAAGCAUCAAACAAUGCAGUUUUGAAUCCGAAACCGGUGCGUUUUUCUAUGUCAGAGCCUGAUGAGGCAUUAAAUCUUAGCUCAAAGUAG
Messenger RNA from Brugia malayi, 1098 nucleotides. RefSeq lists its product as uncharacterized. Gene Ontology annotation, cellular component: nucleus. The transcript has 5 exons. The coding region runs from base 1 to 1098 and encodes 365 amino acids. The record is from RefSeq and is a predicted model, not a curated record. Gene Ontology annotation, biological process: regulation of transcription by RNA polymerase II. Gene Ontology annotation, molecular function: RNA polymerase II cis-regulatory region sequence-specific DNA binding; DNA-binding transcription factor activity, RNA polymerase II-specific. NCBI's taxonomy places the organism in Eukaryota, Metazoa, Nematoda, Chromadorea, Rhabditida, Onchocercidae.